Messenger RNA from Solanum tuberosum (potato), 1928 nucleotides. RefSeq names its product probable protein S-acyltransferase 7. Gene Ontology annotation, biological process: peptidyl-L-cysteine S-palmitoylation; protein targeting to membrane. Gene Ontology annotation, molecular function: protein-cysteine S-palmitoyltransferase activity. NCBI's taxonomy places the organism in Eukaryota, Viridiplantae, Streptophyta, Magnoliopsida, Solanales, Solanaceae. The transcript has 5 exons. The coding region runs from base 420 to 1745 and encodes 441 amino acids. Gene Ontology annotation, cellular component: endoplasmic reticulum; Golgi apparatus. The record is from RefSeq and is a predicted model, not a curated record.
AAAGAGAGAAAAAAGGCUGAGUUUCAAAUUCCCAUAUUUUGUUUGUUGUCCCUCUUCCUCCUCCUUCAAUCAUUUCAAUUCCAACUCACACACUCUUCUUCCAGCUAAUAAUAAACAACUUCAUCUCUACUUGUCAAAAUUCACUGCUUCCAACCAACAAACGCCGUUUGCCGUCGCCGUCUCCGCCGCCGGGAUCUGGCGCAAUGGCUACGCGUGGCUGACUUGUUCUACGCGUCGUCAGUUGAAGUAAUACUAAUAAAAAGUUGAGAGAGAAGAGAAGGAAGUCGCUUUUUUUUCGUUUCCUUUCUCUUUCGUUUUCAUUGACCUUUUCCUUAUUCAACUUGUACUACUCAAUAUUGUAUCCUUUGCUUUAUUUUAAUUGAUUGAGAGAGAAGAAAAGGAUAAGAAAAAAAAGAGAGAUGUAUGGAGUGGCUCCGCCCAAAAGUUCAGAUUCCGGCGGUGGUGCAGCCAAUCAGGCCGCCUUUAUACGGACUUAUCAGGCCUGGAAGGGAAGUAAUAAAUUUAUUCUACAAGGAAGGUUCAUCUUUGGACCUGAUGUCAGGUCAGUCUUUAUGACUAUCUUCCUAAUAGUCGCCCCAGUUGCUGUUUUUUGUGUCUUUGUUGCGAGGAAAUUGGUGGAUGAUUUUGCUGGUGACUGGGGGUGGUCAAUCAUGGUUGUAGCUGUUGUUUUCUCAGUAUAUGUCAUAGUGCUUCUUCUACUGACUUCUGGAAGAGAUCCCGGUAUAGUUCCUCGCAACCUUCAUCCUCCAGAACCAGAAAACUUUGAAGGGAGUGCUCAAGCUGGACCUGGUCAAACUCCCCAAUUGCGUUUACCCCGCAUCAAGGAUGUGACUGUCAAUGGAAUAACUGUGAAAACCAAAUAUUGUGACACCUGCAUGUUGUACAGGCCUCCACGUUGUUCACACUGUUCAAUUUGUAACAACUGUGUGGAACGUUUCGACCAUCACUGCCCCUGGGUCGGACAAUGCAUUGGAUUGAGGAAUUACCGUUUCUUCUUCAUGUUUGUCUUCUCAACAACCCUCCUUUGCUUAUACGUGCAUGGCUUUUGCUGGGUGUAUAUUAAAAGGAUCAUGGAUGGUGAACAGACGUCAAUCUGGAAGGCAAUGGCCAAGACUCCUGCUUCUAUUGUGCUAAUCAUUUAUACAUUUAUAUCAGUUUGGUUUGUUGGUGGAUUGACCGUCUUCCAUCUAUAUCUUAUUGGCACAAAUCAGUCAACAUAUGAGAAUUUCAGAUAUCGGUAUGAUCGGAGGGUCAACCCUUUUAACAAAGGUGUACUUCACAACUUCUUAGAGAUAUUCUGCACUAGUAUACCUCCUUCCAAGAACAACUUCAGAGCCAAAGUGGCGAGAGAACCUGGAAUACCACCUCGUGAAGUUGGAGGUGGUUUUGUUAGUCCAAACAUGGAGAAAACAAUGAGUGAUUUAGAAAGGGGAAGGAAGCCUUCUUGGCAUGAAGAAAGGAGAGGAACAAAUGAAUUUGAAGGACAGACUAGAAAUGAUAAUCAAUUUGAUAAAGACGAAGAGCUAUCAGUUAUAUCCGCAGAGCUAAAUGGUGCCACAUUGCCAGAUGGGCGUAGUAUACUACAUCCAAGGCGCUCUAGUUGGGGAAGAAGAAGUGGAACCUUGGAAAUACCACCUGAUGUAGUUGCUAUGGCAUCUGAAAUUGGAGACUCAAAUAGGAUAACUGUCAGUAAUGGCGCUUUCUCAACCGAAAACCAGCAAUAGUGAUUGACCUUGGUGUUGUUUAAGCUAUUGUAAAAGAACUGACAAUUGUAAAGAUCAUUAGCCAGAGUUUAUGGGUGCUUCUGACUUUAUCUUCCAGGCUUCUUUGUGUGUAUAUUAUUUUAUUUUUAUUUUUCUUUUCUUGUGUGAAAGGCAACAGAAAUUCUGUGCAGUGUGUUUAUUUUA